This is a messenger RNA of Dendronephthya gigantea, 1801 nucleotides long. Its product is annotated as hemicentin-2-like. The record is from RefSeq and is a predicted model, not a curated record. NCBI's taxonomy places the organism in Eukaryota, Metazoa, Cnidaria, Anthozoa, Malacalcyonacea, Nephtheidae. The transcript is spliced from 7 exons. Bases 68 to 1495 code for a protein of 475 amino acids.
UAAAGCAUGUUACUGUGUUACUUCAGUGACAGUAGUGACAUUGCUGAUUGGCCUCGUAAAUUCAGAUAUGAGAAGCGGGAAAAGAUGUUUAUAUGGAAAUAAGUGCAUUUUUCAACCAACGUGUAUUGAUAAAAGUCUCUGUUUAUCGCCGCCAUUUAAUCCUAUUUGUGGAACAGCACUGCCACCGUGUAAUUCGGGAAAUAUGGAAAGCAGGAAUGGUGCUCCAGCUGAGAACACUCUUCCUACACUUCCUCCGAUAACAGAAACAAAACAACCUUUUUAUGAUUUCAAGAUGGGUGCUCCGCAAUUGCAGCUUUCUCCUCCGCCAAAGAAACCCCGAACAAUGAAUAGAGCCCCUAAGAUAUUAAACGCUCCUGUUUCUUCGAUUGUCCUGAGAGAGAAGGAAUCGCUGUAUUUGCUCUGUUCGGUGGACACAAAUGGUGAUCCUGGCACGCGUAUAGAAUGGAUAAGAGAGAAAGAUAAUGCGAUUGUUGGGCAAGGAGAAACAUUUCAGUUGAAUAACAUCGAACAAACUGAUGCUGGAAGGUAUUAUUGCAAAGCUCAAAAUGAUGACAGUGCUGUUGCUGCAAUGGCACAGACUGAUGUAAAUGUUCAUUGUAUACCUAGAAGUUCUAAAAGUGUUAGUCAUCAAAUUAUAACUGCAGAUCUGGGAAAGAAUAUCGAGUUAACUUGUGAGACAACAUGCAAACCCGAACCGAAUUUCAUUUGGUAUCGUGGAAAUAUCACAAAUCCGUUGAAGACGUGCGAGCCAGUAUAUGACACGAUGGGGAAAAAUAGCAUGCACGAUUCUUUUUGCAACCUAACGAUUGGUGUAAAAACACAUGGUGAAACGUUAACUUGUUUAAAAUCGAACAGUAUUGGAGAAGACAAGCAAACCUUUGAAAUAAAGCCCCAAGCGCCACCCGUUACGGCUACGCCUACAUCAAUAAAAAUGAAUCCAGCAUCAACGUUUGAAGCUGUUGGAUGUUUUGCUAAGUGUGAUAGUUGUGUUUCAAAUUUCCCUGAACUACUUUUCAUCGAUACUGGGCAAACUGAGCAUUAUGGAGAUUCACUGCCGGAAUAUAACAAGCAAUUCGUACAUCGCUGUGCCAAACAAUCGCAAUCACGUGGAUUUGAGUAUUUUGGUAUCUCAAAUUACGAUCAUUGCUACUCUGGUAAUCAAGCAGUGAAAACAUUUGAUCGAUAUGGUAAAAGCAAUACUUGUAUAACUGGUGAAUUUAAACUGUGUCCAUCGAGGGGUCAAGAGUUUUGUAUAGGACAGUGUUCUUCGAUCUAUGUUUAUAAACAUAAUUUGAAGUCUGAGGGAGAGAACCGCAGCGAAACAGGAACAUUCAAAAACAUGAGAUGGUUUCAAAAGAAAAGCGAAAUUAAAAAAACUGACUGGAUUAAUCGAGCUCACAAGACUCGGCAUUGUUCACCGCUUAGGAAAUUCCUCGAGAAGACUAUUUACAUUACUGCAAAGUCAUCGGCCUAGCUUGUUUUCAUAACACAUGCUGAUUUUUUUCUGCUUGAAUUAUUCUGGGGAAUUGUGCAGCGUAUCCCCUAAAAAACGUUGCCGUGCCGCCACAAUAAAGAAGCAAAUGGUCAAAGUCUCAAAGAUAAGGUCAUCAGUGCAAAACACUUCAAAUACGAAAUUGUCUAGAAUCCUAAAAAAUAGGAAGAUAAGGACAGAAUAUUGAUAAGACAGAUCAGAAUUCUGUAGUUUGUACUGUUGAUUUUCAAAGUUUCGUUGUAAAAGCAACUCAGUCCCCGGCGCUGACUAUUGGACGUUCGAGCAACC